AUUCUGGUUCGAAACAAGUCAUAAGACACGCCUCCUUUGUAUGUGGCACGCCCUUCUCCGGCCUCCCCGCGGUGUUUAUUUUUAUUGACACCUUAAGGUGUCAAUAAAAAUUGCCAGACGGAGGGUUGACUUGAACUGGACAGCAGGCUGACCCUUGAGAAAUGAGUCCAAAGGAUGACAGGUGGGACUCCAGUCUCGACCACUUCAUCAACUUCUGGUGGUCAGAGGUCAUGAAGAAGGUCAAGGAUGCAAUUGUCUUCAUUGACAAUCCAGCAGCUGAAUGUUUGCACUGGAACUUGGGUGGUGCUCAGGCACUCUUCAACGCAGGGGCUCUUGGCGUGAAGGAACUCUCACCCCUUGAGACUGGAACAAAAGAGCAGCAGAAAGCAGUUUUCCUCACUUCAGAAGAUGUUGGUGGAGUUACGGAGAUGGCAAUCAGAGACAUAAUCCUUGGCUCAAGGUUCGAGCAUUGCAUCGUGAUCACCGCAGCGCCUGCCACAAUUCACGCCUCCAUCAAAGCCACCGACAGUCAACCAGUAGACGACCCUAACAAUCUCCGAGCUUUUGUGGAGCUGGAAAAUCGACUUCUGCGCUGGAUGGGAAAUGCUUAUUGUCCUCAGCAGUCUUACACCAGUGAAGUUCUCUAUUGUCCUUUGUUUGCUGCUCAACUGCAGGAAAAUGUUUUUAUCAUGCCACCCUUCAGUGAUUUUAUGGGCGAAUUAGGCCCCCAGGCUCUGGAAAAGAAAUUCAGCAUCAACCCAAAGCAUAUGGACCACUUGGCAGCAUGUCUGCACAGCCUGAUGGCCUUCUUUAGCGCUAGGGAAGACGUUUUCAGUGUCGGAGAAUUGAGCUCUGCUUUGGCUGCAAAAUUGGAUGCCCUUCCAGCAGCAAGAACUAGAAGAAAGACAGCACAAAAUCGUCUCAGCAUAAUUCUCUUUGACCGAGGGUUGGAUUUGGCCACGGGUUGUAAUUCCGACACAUCCAACUGCCUCUUGGACCGCAUUCUCUCUGUCCUUCCACCUUUCCCUGGUCAUUCAGCUGAGAGAUGUGUCGACAUGUCUUCACUUUGCAUUGCCACAAGAAAAGCUCCAUCUGGUCUCCCAUUGCCACUUGUCCCAGGCUGUGCUCUUCAACCUGCAGGAAUUUCUACAUUUAUUGAAGCAUCCUCCGUAAAAGAGGGACUUCUGAGUGUCCAACGAAGCAUCCUCGAAGCCUCAAAAGGUACCCCGACUAUUCGAGUCACAGCCGAGUCUCUGGCAAAGCGAGCAAAAGCGCUUGCACUUCACGGAGGCCUCCAGCAACAUGCCAAUUUGCUCCAACAAUGUCUGGCGGUAAUUCAAUGUACUGGAGGACCCGAUUCAACAUCUUUGGAGCUUUUGGCUGGAAUGCAAAAAGUCCUUGUCCAAAAUUUAGCAGUCGAAGAUGGAGAAAAAGGAUUUUCAGAUGUUGUCAAACAGAUCACAGCAUUGCUGAAAACUAGGAAGGAACGAGAUUUGAAACUCGAUGCUGUUAUUCUGCUUUUGAUCCACAUAUUUUCUCUUGCGGGAUCAGAACAUAACCUUAUUGUGUCUGCAGCUGAAGAAAUCAAAGCAGCAGAAGCAGCACUUUCUGAAGCCUUGCUGGAAGACUGCCAAGCCUCGGAGAAUAACUGGCCUGGCGUCAUAAAUGAUGAGGUGCAGUCUUCUAGAGUGUCAAGUGAAAUAUUCAAAAAGCUGAAAUUUGUAGCGGAGGCAAGGAGGAAAAUGACAAAAUACAGGAAUCUUAUUACUAGGCAAAGCUCCCAGCAGCCAGCUACAGUGACUCCGCUCUUGCCAACUAUCGUCGAUGACUGUUUGAACAAAAACAAUUCACCGGAACUCAGUUCUGACAUUAUUUGUUCUAUUCAGGGAAGCUCUCGAGGCGCGCUAGGGUUAUUCCUUGGAUCUGCCAAGACCCAUCCCUCUGAUAAUCCCUUGAUUGUGGUCUUGGUGUUGGGUGGCAUCACGGGAAGUGAAAUACGAGCCAUUCAGAACUCUGCGUCCCUCAACGGGAAGCAUGUCAUUAUUGGUUCCACUAGACUCAUCACUCCUAGAGACUGCCUCCAUUAUGUUUAUCCUACUGCUUUGGUCACUCCAAUUCUGUGAUAAUUUUUGGAUUUUAAUUUAAAAAAAAUUGGUUAUUUCAUUAAAUUGUAGAGUAUAAACAUAGAAAAAUAUUGUAUUUUAGAUGUAUAUUAUAUACAAUUCCAUUCAACUUAUGACUUGAAAGUUAAAAGGGAGUGGGAGAGCGUUUAUACAUAAUAUAUAAUGUUAACUUUCAAACAUUGUACCGUGGGAACGUCUUUAUAGAAAGGCAUCAAAAUGCUUUUAAGAUUGCAGGAAAGGGGAGAGGUGGUGUUGUUGAACUACUUUGAUGUUUCAAAAAAAAAAUUAAUUGAAAAUAAGAUACAUGCUUUAAAAGCUUUCACUAAUAUUCAAUUCAAAUUUUCCAAAUUUGUACUUUUUUUAUUUUUAAACCAUUCUUUUGGAAAGAUUAGUUAGAGGUAGAAGGGAAAAACUUUUUAAUCAUAGUUCAUGAUGUUUGCUGCACUUGUUCAGGGGCUGGGGGCUUAUCAUACACUUGCUGUUUGUGUAAUGAGAAAAACUGGUUAAUCGAUUUACCAUUUCAUCGAUAUACAUAAUGUAAAAUGUUUCCUCCUCUUCAGGUUUAGUUUAUCGCAGAUUUAUCGUUUAUCAAUAAAACUUUUUAAGAUUA
Neocloeon triangulifer is the source of this 2733-nucleotide messenger RNA. Its product is annotated as sec1 family domain-containing protein 2-like. Gene Ontology annotation, biological process: intracellular protein transport; vesicle-mediated transport. NCBI's taxonomy places the organism in Eukaryota, Metazoa, Arthropoda, Insecta, Ephemeroptera, Baetidae. The record is from RefSeq and is a predicted model, not a curated record. The coding region runs from base 162 to 2123 and encodes 653 amino acids. The transcript has 11 exons.